Rhagoletis zephyria (snowberry fruit fly) is the source of this 1161-nucleotide messenger RNA. RefSeq names its product zinc finger BED domain-containing protein 1-like. Gene Ontology annotation, molecular function: DNA binding. The record is from RefSeq and is a predicted model, not a curated record. NCBI's taxonomy places the organism in Eukaryota, Metazoa, Arthropoda, Insecta, Diptera, Tephritidae.
AUGUCACGAAAGACCAGUGAUGUGUGGUUGCUGUUUUCGGAGGAGAAGGAGAAAAAAGUGCAAUGCCGACUCUGCUCCCAAAAGAUUUCUGUGGCAAACAAAUCGACAUGUAACCUUUUGCGCCAUAUCAAUAAUAAGCACCCCACGCAAAGGAUUACCAGACAAGAGCCACCAAUAAGAGUGGACCCGGACGAUAAUAAUGGCAACUCCACUCCUCAGGUGCAAACAUCAGAUGCACAAUCCCUACCACCAGUUGUCGCACCACGCAGGUCAAGAAUAGAUGAUUAUUUAAAAAAACCACUUUCAACAAAAAAACAAAAGGAAAUUGAUCGGCAAGUGGUGAAAAUGAUUGUUAGGGAGUACCAUCCGUUCAGCGUCGUUGAAGACCCGGAGUUCAAGACUCUGGUGCAUAUGCUUAAUCCAAGUUAUAAACUCCCCACAAGGAAAACUGUGUCGUCCUCAUUAAUGCAAGCCAUUUACAAUGAAACUGUGAUGACAGUAAAAGCACGUUUAAGCAGAGCAUUUGCUGUAUGUUUGACAAUGGAUGGAUGGACUUCUCGGGCCCAAGACAAUUUCAUUGGUGUCACAGCUCAUUACAUUGCUGAUGAUAACAAUCGCAUGAGUUUAGAGUCGGAUUUGUUGACCUGCGUAUCAUAUUCAGAGCGUCAUACUGCAGAUAAUAUAACAAAAAAACUGCAAGAGGUUUUGCUAGAUUGGGAGUUGAAUAAUAAGGUCACAGCUGUAGUUACUGACAACGCAGCUAAUAUGAAGGCAGCAGUUCGUGGAGGACAGUGGCGGCAUUGGGGAUGUUUUGCGCACACCCUAAAUUUAGUUGCACAGUCGGGCUUAAAAGAAAUGCAAACUAUUCUAGAUAAAGUAAAAGCAAUCGUGCGUUUAUUCAAAAAAAGCUCGCAUGCAUAUUCACAGCUGAAAGGCACCACGGCUCGAAUGCAGCUACCAGUCACAAAAUUGAUUAAUGAUGUUCCCACGCGAUGGAACUCAACGUUCGAUAUGCUAGAACGAAUUCUGAAAAUGAAAGAUGCCGUAAUUGCAACUGUAGCUGUGGUACAGUCAUCUGGGCAAGUGAGAGAUGAAGUACUAACUAAUAUUGAGCUCUUAACAAAUGAAGAACGGCAGGCGGUACACAAACUAUGGAAAUAA